This is a messenger RNA of Micropterus dolomieu (smallmouth bass), 3318 nucleotides long. RefSeq names its product Yip1 domain family, member 2 (gene yipf2). Gene Ontology annotation, molecular function: small GTPase binding. The coding region runs from base 303 to 1220 and encodes 305 amino acids. Gene Ontology annotation, cellular component: membrane; Golgi apparatus. The record is from RefSeq and is a predicted model, not a curated record. The transcript is spliced from 9 exons. Lineage: Eukaryota; Metazoa; Chordata; Actinopteri; Centrarchiformes; Centrarchidae. Gene Ontology annotation, biological process: vesicle-mediated transport.
ACGUGUACCGGAAGACGUGUCAACUACACCAUGGAUGUAUAGAGACUACACUGCGCUAGCUAUAAAAGACAGUCUUUAGCUGUGUAAUAAUAUUUUCGGUAAUUUUUUUAAACCUAUAUGGGCAUACAUUCACGUUAACUACCGUCACAUCUUCGAACGAAUGAAAACCAAUAGUGGUAGUGUGCAUUCAGCCUAGCUAGUGUUAGCUGUCACAGCUUUGUGGGCACUGUCACGCCAUCAUCCUCAGGGACAUCCUGCUGCGGACAGGCAUCGCAUGAGUGUGCUGAUUGAUCACUGAAGCAAUGGCCAGUCCAAAUGAUCUACAUUUUCAAGAAUUUGAGGAAGCAGAGGAGCUGCUGUCUGCAGACCCUGGGGCCUCCACACUCAGUAUGGCUGCCUCAAACACCGCCACGACAGCAGCUGCAGCAGCAGGAGGAGAGGACGUGAAACUAGACCUCUCGGAGGAUGAGGAGGGUCACGAGGAGAGUUCAGAGCUGUUAGGGGGACAGAAAGCAACUGGUGGCUUCUGGACCUUUGAGUACUAUCAGUCUUUCUUCAAUGUGGACACAGUGCAGGUACUGGACAGAGUUAAGGGGUCAGUGAUGCCUUUACCUGGAAGGAACUUUAUCAAACACCACCUUAGGAGUAACCCAGAUCUAUAUGGUCCAUUCUGGAUCUGUGUGACACUGGUGUUCUCAGUAUCAAUCAGUGGGAACUUGUCCUCCUUCCUCAGUGAGAUGGAGGACUCUGCCUACCACUACAGACCACAGUUCCACAGAGUGACAAUAGCUGCAGUAGUGAUCUUCAUGUAUGCCUGGCUGGUGCCAAUUGGUUUAUGGGGUUUCCUGACCUGGCGGCAAGGGGCUGAGAGGCAGACUGGAGGCUAUUCCUUCCUGGAGACUGUGUGUGUCUACGGCUACUCCCUCUUCAUCUAUAUCCCCACCUCGGUAUUGUGGAUCAUACCAUUUGAGUGGUUGCGCUGGACACUCAUCCUGGUUGCCAUAGUGAUCUCUGGCUCAGUCCUGGUCCUCACCUUCUGGCCCGUUGUCCGUGACGACACCAAGGUGAUGGCAGUGGCAACAGUCGCGACCAUCGUGGUUUUGCACACACUGCUGGCUGUCGGCUGUAAGAUGUACUUCUUCCAGAUAGCAGACCAUGUACCGCCAACGACUCCUUCAACCCCCCCGAUUCACAUAACACUGGCCACGCAAUCCCACUGACCAAUAGGAAGGAGGAGGAGUAUUUGCAGGAAAUGAAGGAUGUCUCUGUUGUGUUUGGAAUAACAUGCAGAUAUAAAACCAUGUACAGACAGGCUGGUUAAGGCAAUGUUGAUUAUUGCCAUUGUGGGAUUUGUUCAAUGCUUGUGUGAUGAAGCGCUGGUGAUUGUUGCUUGACUAAUUUAUCCUGGGGUGGUUCUGCUGUGACUGAAGAAGCACUUGAUCACUGCAAUAAUUGUACAUUUCUACUGUGACAUUUCAGGAUGUGUUGCACCGUACUAGUCUAGGAUGGCUUCCUUAACACUGAUUUCCCUCAUUUCAUCAGCAAGAUGCAAACACAAGCUCAAAAAAAGACAUGUUACUCAUUGAUAGAAGCAAAACACUAUGACGUCUAAACCUAAUGCAAUCAUAAAACCAUGCUGCGACCAAUCUGUCUUUUCUAUAAGAUAUUAGAUGGACAACAGCAAAGUUGUUCAGCUUACAAAAAGAAAUUACAUCAGGCUGCGGCAUCAUUUUUGUAUUUGUUAGCUGGAUAAAUGUAUAGUUGGUUUGCAAAAAAAAGGUGUUGAUUUAAGAAAGUGAUGACAAAGCACCUGUUAAAACUAAAAUUCUCAUGCGAUGUGUGGAAUGUUUGCACUUUAGGUUUCUACAUUGUACGGAGAGGUAGGAAAUAUAUGAAAAAACAAAAAGAGUAUGGGAAAUAAUUUGUGUUUCCAGACUAUUUCCCCUAUUCUGUUUUCUAAGAUGUAAAAAUAUUAAUUUAUAUAAAAAAAAAAAAUUAAAAGCAAACACCAAGGCAGAGUGUUUUUCAUGGUGUAUGGAGCAGACGGCCAGCGCAGCCAAAAUGUUCUCCACUGUGUGACACAGCACAGUGGCGCCCCCAGACAUUUUCAUCAGGGGGCCAGAUGGAGCCACUGAAAAUCUUGGCACACCAAAAACAAAAGGCAUAACUGAAUUUAAGGAAUUCUGUUAUACUGUAGUAGUAUAUAGACUAGGUGACAACUAUGUCAAUAUGAGAGUUGGGGAAUCACAUACUGAUAUCCUUUUUUUCUUAUUCUGCAGUUAAUGUUACUCAUUAUCUAGUCUCGCAUAGCCAGACCUAUUCCACACUUAGCUUUAGCACUCUGCCAGUGCUGGAGAAAGGUCUGGCUGAAUCCUUUAUCAUUCUGGUAUACAGGGAAAGACAGUUCUUGCUUGUUUGUAUUUCUAUAAAAGGUUACAGCUGCUAUCUUAUUUAUGUUUGUACCAUUAGCGGCCAGAUUAUGGUUAGGGUAACCAUUAUCAGCGUGGAGGUUGCUAGUUUGGGGACGGUUUUUGUUGUUUCAUGUAGCGUCUGGGAAUUUGAAAAUGGUAACACUCAGAUAGCGGAAGGGGAGGAGAAGGCCAACUGAAGUAGUCGACCAGUGGCCCUACUUGUAUUGACACUAAUACAGUCUAUUCCACUGAGGAAUUAAAAAAGCUAUAUAAAUUGUGUUUGCAUCGCUGUAGCGCCAUUUGUUGCCAAAAGUCACUUUGGUGAUCCCCUAAAUUCUCAACAAGCUAAGUCAUUAAGUUAAAAUUUAAAUUUGUCCAACACUUUGGCUUCUGACCAAAUACCUACAAAACUGAUGAUAUUCCCAUCAGCCUCAGCAGGUCUUUGUGUGUGCUAAUUAGCAAAUCUUAGCAUGUGAACAAGCUAAACUAAGAUGAAUAAAAUGGUCAACGUUAUACCUGUUAAACAUAAUGUCGCUCAGUUGUCCUGCAGCCACACAGCUGCUGGUGUAGCUAAGAUGAAGAGUUAACUUAUCUUUUGUUUUUGUUUCCUGUGAAUAUAUUCCCAUGAAGCAGCCUGUUUCAGUCGCAGAUAUGGGAAAGGAAGCCAUUCCAGACAGCAGUGCAGUUUUAGGAAUGUGUUUCAAUGAACUAUGAUGGGAAAGGCGCCCCUGCUGACACCACUUCUCCUACUGAGCCUCUUAACCUUCACAUGCAACAUGACUUCAUCUGCUUUAAUUGCAUUUAUGAUUUAUUGUAAAUUAAGGAAUUGGUUUAUGUUGGCAGAACUAUUUAUUCCCUAAUAUGCUGUUUGGGGUUUUUUUGUUAAUAAACAUAAGAGUCUUACGCC